Torulaspora delbrueckii is the source of this 1716-nucleotide messenger RNA. It is a transcript of the gene ADE2, whose product is annotated as phosphoribosylaminoimidazole carboxylase ADE2. The record is from RefSeq and is a predicted model, not a curated record. The coding region runs from base 1 to 1716 and encodes 571 amino acids. Gene Ontology annotation, biological process: 'de novo' IMP biosynthetic process. Gene Ontology annotation, molecular function: ATP binding; metal ion binding; phosphoribosylaminoimidazole carboxylase activity. Lineage: Eukaryota; Fungi; Ascomycota; Saccharomycetes; Saccharomycetales; Saccharomycetaceae. The transcript has a single exon.
AUGGACUCUAGAACUAUUGGUAUUCUAGGUGGUGGCCAAUUGGGUCGUAUGAUUGUUGAAGCUGCUAACAGAUUGAACGUGAAAACAGUUAUUCUUGAUGCUCCUGGCUCACCAGCUAAACAGAUUAAUAGUGUUACUGAACAUGUGAAUGGUUCAUUUGCUAAUCCAGAUGAUAUUGAGAAAAUUGCGGCCAAGUGUGAUGUAUUGACUGUGGAAAUUGAACAUGUGGAUGUUCCUACUUUAAAAGGAUUGCAAGAGAAAUUCCCCAAUUUGAAGAUUUAUCCUUCACCAGAGACUAUCGAAUUAAUCCAAGACAAGUAUUUGCAGAAGCAACAUUUGAUUAAAAACAAGAUUGCCGUAACGGAAAGUGUGUCAAUCGACACCGCAAGCGUAAGUGCUUUGAAGGAAGUUGGGGAAAAAUUGGGUUACCCAUACAUGUUGAAAUCUAAGACUUUGGCCUACGAUGGUAGAGGUAAUUUUAUCAUUAAAAAUGAAGGUAAAAUUCCUGAAGCCCUAGAAUUCUUGAAAGAUCGUCCUUUGUACGCUGAGAAAUGGGCUCCUUUCAAGAAAGAAUUGGCUGUUAUGAUUGUGCGCUCCAUUGACGGCCGUGUUUUCUCUUAUCCAACUGUAGAAACUGUCCACAAGGACAAUAUCUGUUUCCUAUGUUAUGCUCCAGCGAGAAUACCAGACUCUGUCCAACUGAAGGCUAAAUUGCUAGCUGAAAAUGCGGUGAGAGCUUUCCCAGGUUGCGGUAUCUUUGGUGUCGAAAUGUUUUACCUAGAAGACGGUGAAUUGCUUAUCAAUGAGAUCGCUCCAAGACCACAUAACUCUGGCCAUUACACCAUUGACGCUUGUGUCACUUCUCAAUUUGAAGCUCACGUCAGAGCAGUGUUGAAUCUGCCAAUGCCAAAGAACUUCUCCGCUUUAACAACUUCAGAGACCAAUGCUAUCAUGCUGAACAUCCUGGGUGAUGAGAAAAGAAAAAAUAAAGAACUUCAAAUCUGCAAACGUGCUUUGGAGACUCCAGGUUCUUCAGUCUACCUAUACGGUAAGGAAUCUAGACCAAAGAGAAAGAUGGGUCACGUUAAUGUGGUCACUUCUUCAAUGGAAGAAUGUGAAAGAAGAAUGUCCUAUGUCAUCGGUAAAUUGAAAGAGCCACCAAAGAUAUCUGCCGCUACUAAGAUGAUAAAUGAAGCUGAAAAAGCACCACUGGUUGGUGUCAUAAUGGGCUCAGACUCAGAUCUACCGGUUAUGUCCGCAGCUUGUGAAAUUCUAGAACAAUUUGAAGUUCCUUUUGAAGUUACUAUCGUUUCUGCACACAGAACACCUAACAGAAUGAGCAAGUAUGCCAUUGAAGCUUCACAAAGAGGUAUCAAGGCCAUCAUUGCCGGUGCAGGUGGUGCAGCUCAUUUGCCAGGUAUGGUCGCAGCGAUGACUCCACUACCUGUGAUUGGUGUUCCAGUUAAAGGUUCCUGCCUAGAUGGUGUUGAUUCCUUGCACUCCAUCGUUCAAAUGCCAAGAGGUGUGCCAGUCGCCACCGUUGCCAUUAACAACAGUACAAACGCAGCUCUAUUGGCCAUCCGUCUCAUUGGUGCCUUUGACGCUUCUUUACACCAUAAGAUGCAACAUUUUUUGCUAAGACAAGAGACAGACGUUCUGGAAAAGGCUGCCAAGUUGGAGAGUGAAGGCUACAAAAACUAUCUCAAAUCCAAAUGA